AAAGGUCCAGAUUUGGAGGGGGGGGGCUUCCUUUUGUUUUUCUCCCUUGGAAGAGGAGGCGUAGGUUUGGCGAUGGGCUUUGGAGGCCGGCUGGUGGCGGGGAUGAUGGGAAUGUUAGUCCUGGUCUUUUCCCGGAGGGCGGAGAGCGCUGCGGAGCCCCCAGCGCAUUUCCUGCACCAGGUGACCUCCGAGUGCCACUUCCAGUCCAACGGGAGCGAGGCCGGAUCGGGGCCACCUUCUCCUCCUCCGCGGGUGCGCUUCCUCGACCGCUACUUCUACGACCGGCAGGAGUUUGUCCGCUUCGACAGCGACCGCGGGGAAUACGAGGCCCUCACGACCCUCGGGGAGGACCAAGCCCGUUACUGGAACAGCCGGAGGGAGAUCCUGGAGGACGCGCGGACGAUGGUGGAUGCCUUCUGCCGCCACAACUACGGUCUUGCGGAGAGCUUCGCCUCGGGGAGGAAGAUUCAGCCCCUGGUGGAGAUCACCCCCUCGGAGAAUUCCCCCAACACUUUACUGAUUUGCACCGUGGACGGAUUCUUCCCCUCGAAGAUCAAAAUCACCUGGUUCCGAAACGGGAAGGAGGAAGACGAGAGCCGAGUGUUCACCACGGACCUGAUCCGGAACGGGGACUGGACUUUCCAGAUGGCGGUGAUGCUGGAGGCCCAGCCGGAGCGGGGAGACGUCUACGCCUGCCAGGUGGAGCACGCCAGCUUCCCGGAGCCCGUCACCGUCCAGUGGGAGCCACAGUCGGAGUCGGCCAGGAGCAAGAUGUGGACAGGGGUGGCUGGGGUUGUGCUGGGGCUGGUCUUUCUGGCUCCCGGCCUCAUCCUCUACCUGAAGAAUAAGAAAGGCCAUGUCAUCCCUCAGCCUUCAGUGGCCCUCAUGGACUAGGCUUCCCCAGUCCAAUGGCAUCGCAUGAUAGGGAGAAGCAGCCUUCCUUCCCAGCUAUGGCCACCGUUCUUUCACUUAGAAGAGCCCGACGCUUGGAUGGGGAGGCACUGAAGAAGCCGAGGAAGUCCAGCCACCAAGGACUCACAACAUCCUUCCCCUCUUCCUGUUCCAGAAGCCUGAACUUGUCUCUUGUUCAUCCUGUCUCCUGCUUUG
Pogona vitticeps (central bearded dragon) is the source of this 1107-nucleotide messenger RNA. The record is from RefSeq and is a predicted model, not a curated record. NCBI's taxonomy places the organism in Eukaryota, Metazoa, Chordata, Lepidosauria, Squamata, Agamidae.